AUGUCUGCUACCCCGCCAGAUGGCGAGUGUAAUACUGAUGAAGCGGAAUCAGACACAGCCAGACGGCCUGCUGCUGCUGCUAGGGGACGUCUUUGGAAUCCGCUCAAGUCUCGCGUAGUUCCGCCGGUGCCAUGCCAACGACAGCAGCCAUCGCGAGAGUGGUCAGCUGGGUUUUUCAGCAAACUCACGUUCAACUGGCUUACACCGCUGAUACAUCUUGGCUACCAGCGACCAUUGGAAAUAAAUGACAUCUGGCUGGUGAAUCCUCAACGAGGUGUAAAGGGCUUGGAAGAAGACUUUGAAACUCGGUUUGCCAAGGAAAUCACCAAGGGGAGCCCUCGGCCACUGCUAUCCGCGCUUUACUUCACAUUCAAGACCAAGUUUCUCCUAGGAGCCCUCUUCCAGUUUAUGGCGAUCGUAGCCCAAGCUGUGAGCCCGUAUAUACUGAAGUACAUCAUCGCCUUCGCCACAGAUGCAUUUAAUUCACAACGAGACGGGAAACAAGGCCCAUCUGUAGCCUACGGCAUUGGAUUGGUCAUCAUAAUUACAGCUUUGCAAGUUUUGAUGAACGUUUGCACUAAUCACUUUCUUUAUCGAGGUCUGACGGUUGGUGGAGAGGCUCGCGCUGUCAUGAUGUCACGGAUUUUCAGCAAGUCGCUUCGAUUAUCGGCUCGUGCAAAGGCAGGAGGUUCCGUCCCUUCGCCUGGUAGCGUCAAGACCGAAAGCGACACAAAGGAUCAGGAGAAUCCGGACGAGGGAUGGAGCAAUGGCAGAAUCAUCAACCUGCUGUCAACAGACGCAUCGCGCAUCGACCAGGCAUCUAGCUUCUUCCACAUCAUCUGGUCAUCACCGCUAUCGCUUAUCAUUACAAUCAUUCUCUUGUUGAUCAAUCUUGGAUAUUCUGCGUUGCCGGGAUUAGGGAUCCUAUUUAUCUCGACACCGCUCUUCGGCGUCGUCGCUCGUAGCCUUUUCAAGAGACGGAACACCAUCAACAAGCUCACAGAUAAGCGCAUCAGCAUCAUUUCCGAGACUCUACAGUCCAUUCGCUUCAUUAAAUUCUUCAAUUGGGAGCUUAGCUUUCUACAACGCAUCGAACACAUACGAAAAGAGGAAAUCAAAUCCAUACAAGGCCUGUUGGCUCUCCGCGACGCCGUACAAUCGACGGGCAUGGUUAUUCCUGUCUUCGCUUCCAUGCUAUCGUUCAUUACAUAUGCAAUGACUGGUAAUCACCAGCUAAGCCCAGCUCCUAUCUUCUCAUCACUUGCACUUUUCAACCAAAUGCGUUUUCCGUUGAGUAUCCUUCCAGUGGCUUUGGGUCAGGUCAUCGAUGCCCUGGCUUCUACGAAGCGAAUUCAGGAAUUUCUCCUAGCUGAGGAGGCCAUGGAGGAUGCAGAAGUGGAUUACAAUAACAAAAACGCCAUAGUUAUUGAAGACGCAACAUUUGUAUGGGAGCAAACCAAGUCUCGACAACCCUCCGAAGAUUCAGGUUCAGACGAAAAAGAUCCUGUAAUUCCCGAUUCGUUGGUGAACGAAGAGCCAUUUCAGAUUUCUGGACUUGACCUUACGGUCGGCCGUUCAGAGCUGAUUGGCGUCAUCGGGACCGUGGGCUCUGGUAAAAGUUCUCUCUUGGCUGCCCUCGCUGGAGGCAUGCGGAAGACGUCAGGCUCUGUGACAUUCGGUUCUACAAGGGCGUUUUGCCCUCAAAACGCAUGGAUUCAGAACGCUACCGUUAGAGACAACAUCAUCUUUGGUAGGGAGUUCAACCGCGACCUGUACGACAUGGUUACCCAAGCAUGUGCUCUUCGAGCAGACUUUGAGAUGCUUCCUCACGGAGACGAGACUGAGAUAGGAGAGCGUGGCAUCACGAUCUCCGGUGGCCAGAAGCAACGCAUCAACAUCGCCCGAGCCAUUUAUUUCAACUCUGACAUUGUCCUUAUGGACGAUCCUCUUUCUGCUGUCGACGCCGAAGUUGGCCGUCAUGUCAUGGACCAGGCGAUAUGCGGGCUGUUAGCAGACAAAUGCCGUAUUCUUGCCACACAUUCUCUACAUGUGCUUCAUCGAUGCGACAGAAUCAUCUGGUUGGACAGUGGGCGUAUCAAAGCCGAAGGCACCUUUCAGAAGCUGAUGGAGCAGAACAAUGAGUUCGUCCAACUAAUGACUUUAACCUUUCAGAGCAGUGAGAAGGCAAAGAUUGUGACCAUCGAUGAUGCUCCCGUUGCAAAUAAAGAAGAGGUUAACGAGCAAAGACCUGCAGAAGCUUCAAAAUCAUCAACGAACCAGAUUGGUCUUAUGCAAGACGAGGAUCGCGCUAUAGAAGCCGUCCCAUGGCAUGUCUACAUUGGAUACCUUAGAGCAGCAGGCAGUCUUCUGAUUGCGCCACUGGUUCUAUUCCUGCUUGUAAUAUCACAGAUUUCUUAUGUAGGCACUGGCCUGUGGCUUUCUUGGUGGACGGCUCGCCAGUUUUCUUUACCCCUGAGCGUAUGGCUCGGAACAUACGCAGGUCUCGGCUUUGCCCAAAUCAUAUCAUUAUUCGCCUUCUUUGUCUGCGUCUCCAUUUCAGGCACGCGGGCAAGCAAAAUCAUGUUCGACCGCGCUUUGAGCCGAGUCCUUCGGGCACCCAUGUCCUUUUUCGACACGACGCCUCUCGGGCGAAUCACCAAUCGCUUCUCCAAGGACGUCGACGUAAUGGACAACAAGCUCACCGACUCUCUAAGGAUGUAUUUCAUGUCAAUCGGUAACAUCGUGGCGACCUUCGUCUUGAUUCUCGCCUACUUCCAUCUUUUUGUGGCAGCCUUGGUGCCGCUCGUCAUCUUUUACUUCGUCGCCACGUCAUACUACCAUUCCUCGGCACGCGAGAUCAAGCGCCACGAGGCCAUCCAGAGAUCCAACGUUCUUGCAAAAGUCAGCGAGGCCGUAUACGGGACUUCGACGAUCCGAGCAUACGGCGUACAGAGCCAUUUCGUCGAGACGGUACGGCGGAACAUUGACCAUUUCGACGGUGCAUACUUUCUUACCUUUGCCAAUCAGUGCUGGCUAGCGAUCCGGUUAGAUGCGGUCGGUAUAGUCAUGAUUUUCGUCAUUGGCAUCCUCAUUGUGACCUCUCGGUUUACUGUUCAUCCGAGUAUCGGUGGCCUUGUCUUGUCUUAUAUGCUCGCCAUCGUAAAUAUUUGCAGCUUUGCAAUUCGGCAAAUGGCGGAGGCCGAGAACGACAUGAACAGCACCGAGAGAGUCUACUACUACGGUACUGUUCUUGAGGAAGAAGCACCACUGCAUAUCGGGCAAGUUCCUUCCAGUUGGCCGCAAACCGGGGAGAUUGUUUUCAAAGACGUUCAGCUACGAUAUCGUCCAAAGCUGCCACUGGUCCUCAAGGGCAUAAGCCUCCACAUCAAAGCCGGUGAGAGAGUUGGUAUCAUCGGGCGCACAGGCUCCGGGAAAUCCACCAUUAUACAAGCAUUGUUCCGGAUAGUGGAACUCUCGGGCGGCUCCAUAACUAUUGACGGGGUUGAUACCAGCCAGAUCGGACUGGCGGACUUUCGGUCUCAACUUGCAAUUAUUCCUCAAGAUCCAACCCUUUUCGAGGGCACCGUCAGAUCCAAUCUGGAUCCUUUCAAUGAGCAUAGUGACCUGGACCUCUGGUCAGCACUAAGAAAGUCUGGUCUCGUGGAUGGUGAUGAUGUGGGCGACAUAAAGCUCGACAGCGUGGUCGAGGAGGAAGGCCUCAACUUCUCGCUCGGCCAGCGUCAGCUCCUGGCCAUGGCUCGAGCCUUGGUGAAGGACUCCAAGAUCAUCGUGUGUGACGAGGCAACAAGCUCCGUUGACUUUUCGACCGAUGAAAAGGUCCAACAAACCCUGGGGGCCCUGAAAGGAAAGACAUUCCUUUGCAUUGCUCACCGGCUCAAGACAAUCAUUGGGUACGAUCGAAUUUGCGUCAUGGACCGCGGUCAUGUGGCUGAGCUGGACUCUCCCAUCGAUUUGUACGACCAGGGUGGGCUUUUCAAGAACAUGUGUGAUAAAAGUGGCAUCAAGAGGGAGGAUAUCCUGAGCAACAGGGGAUAUAGAUGA
This is a messenger RNA of Colletotrichum truncatum, 4062 nucleotides long. RefSeq names its product multidrug resistance-associated protein 5. Gene Ontology annotation, biological process: transmembrane transport. Lineage: Eukaryota; Fungi; Ascomycota; Sordariomycetes; Glomerellales; Glomerellaceae. Gene Ontology annotation, cellular component: membrane. The record is from RefSeq and is a predicted model, not a curated record. Gene Ontology annotation, molecular function: ATP hydrolysis activity; ABC-type transporter activity; ATP binding.